This is a messenger RNA of Triticum urartu, 1281 nucleotides long. The record is from RefSeq and is a predicted model, not a curated record. NCBI's taxonomy places the organism in Eukaryota, Viridiplantae, Streptophyta, Magnoliopsida, Poales, Poaceae.
GGUUAAGGAUGACGACUAUGAGAGCAAUCUGCAGAAGGCAAUGACUAAUGUGUUCUCCGGUAUUGAUGCAAAGUUGGAACAGUCAGAUGAUUGGAGGAUGAUAAGUAAUCCUCCCGGGAUUAGAAAUCUGAUAAGGCGUCUCAGGAUUGGUGGUUGUACUGUUAAGCGGUGGUUGUUGAAGGAACCUUAUCUUGGGCCACUACAGGAAGGAUGCACCACAUGCAUUGCUCUCAUCAGAGGCAACCGGAUCACUGUAGCAAACAUUGGUGAUUCCCGUUGUGUACUCUCAUGGAAUUGUGAACCACCAAGGAAUGUUCAGGCUCUUGAUCUAUCCACCCAACACAAACCUGAUGCCAAACAUGAAAAACAAAGGAUUUUAAAGGCAGGAGGGAAGGUAAGUGAGGAUGAUGAUGGUGGGUCAAAGUUGGGCAUCCAUGGCGCCGAGGGAACAUUACCCACCUCCAGAUCUUUCGGUGAUUACCAAUUCAAGCAGAAUAAACAUUUGCCUCGUGAAGAACAAAUGGUGAUAUGUGUUCCGGACAUAUAUGAAGAGGUGAUUUCUGAUACCAUGGAAUUUAUUGUGGUAGCAAGUUCUGGCAUCUGGUCUGUCAUGACCAGUAAGAUGGUGGUUGAAAAAGUACGCGGAGGCUUGCAAUCCGGAAAAGACCUUAAAGCCAUCUGUGAAGAGCUUCUGGAUUCAUGCCUUAGCAAGGGAUCAAAACUCAACGUGUCAGUGAUAUUGGUCCAGUUCAAUUUGAACCAGGCUGCUCCACAAGUGCAAGCUCCUGCCUAUGUAGGCAAUGACAUAGUGGAAGUUCCUGCCUCCCAUGUCGGUGACCAAGCAUCUGGUGUUGGCGGUCAACCUGUUGAACCUGCUGAAGGCAGCAUGGCCGUCAACACCGAGAACAACGGCGAAGGGCUGGGGCUGGCAAAGAAGAAACAUUUAGGAUGCUUUUCUGUCGACGGCAGGGGAUCUCGCAGAGGCAAAUCUCCCACAAGAUAUUUCAAGGGACUCAACAGUUUCUGGGGUCUGUUCAAGAAAGGGAAAUGUGCCAGCCCGAAUGCGGCCAUGAAAGAAGAAGUUCACGUCUCUCGGAAAAAGGAUGCAAGCGGCCAAGUUUAGAGAGUGUCUACUGAGUUCCUGGCAGUCGGCCAGUGCAUGCGUGGGGGUGUUUGUGUUUUAAGUUGGAAAAAAAUACCUUCCCUAUCAACCGACUUCUCACUGGAAAAACCAAUCGCUCCCAACUCAUUCAGAUGAAAAACGCUUCGCGCGAUUGACCA